AAAAGAGUUCUCAAAAGCGGUAAAGGAACUUUUUUUCCAAAGGAGAGGAGAAUCUAGGCAUACCAUUCAUCAUCUUUUUUUAAUUAAAUUUGAGCAGCUCCUUUCACAAUUUCCUUCUUCAUUUCAACGUUUGUCCACCUUGACCAAGUCUAUACUGCACGACGUUUCUUCAGGGUCCUUUCACGAUUUCCGUGAAAUUUUCCUCCUACAUCAACUGAGCCUAUCUGUAAAGCUACAGCGCUCCUUCAAGGCCGCAGGACUACAGUACCUUGGCAUCUGCUGUGACUGGCUGCCGUGCCCAACUGACUGCCCCCGUCAUCAGGAUGAAUAGUCUGCAAGUGCUCCUCUGCUGCAUGGCCCUCUGGGCUGCAAGCCUCUCUCAGACCACAGAGCCACCCAGAACACCGAUGCCAACUACAAUGGCCCCCGCCACCACCACAACGGUACCCCCAACUACCAACCCAGUAACUCCUCCAACUACCACAACAACCCCUCCCCCUAUCCCCACUACCCUAACUACCAAAACGACCCCAGCCACCACAACCACCCCACCCACCACCACGACCCCACCGACGACUACCACCCCUGCACCAACAACUACCACACCCCCUACCACUACCACCACACCCAAACCCACCACCACUCCAGCACCUACCACCACAACUACCACCACUACUCCACCACCAACUACCCCGACUACCACUCCCACCACUACCACCACUACCCAACCCACCCCUGUCCCAACAACAGGAGCCGUAGCGACCGCCGCCACCCUGCUGAGCUGUAUGCUUCCCAUGCUGCUCCUUCUGCUAUGGCAGUGAGCGCCCCCAAGUGGUGAUUCAAGAGAACUAAACAGCACUGAACUGGACAAAUUACUCAACCGAUCAACACAAUUUUGUGAUUGAAUUUAUUUUGUCUUCAUGGCUUUUUUUAAUGUUGUGUGUGACAUUUUUGUUUAACGGUGGGACAGAUGCUUUUAUGACUAACUGAAAUGUAGCUACCGUAUAUACUGCUCAGUAUAAAUAUGCAGAGUGCAUAUUAUCAUUGUAAGAGUCAUGCUCUUAUUUUUUUUUUAAAUCUCCCGGCUCUUCCCUAAUAUGAUUUUCGAACAAUGCCUAUGAAAUGCAAUGCAUGUUGUGGAGGUUAUUGUGAAUAUAUUGUAACACACCUAUCAACAUUUUCAUUUGUUCAUUAUAUUUUUAUGGUGACUGAUGUAACUUUCUGCAAAGUGCAAAUGAUAUUGUAUAUUUUUUUAAUUAAACAAUGUUGUUGUACAUUUCUCUUUAAUAGCUGUU
Messenger RNA from Engraulis encrasicolus (European anchovy), 1295 nucleotides. Its product is annotated as salivary glue protein Sgs-3-like. The coding region runs from base 324 to 821 and encodes 165 amino acids. The record is from RefSeq and is a predicted model, not a curated record. Lineage: Eukaryota; Metazoa; Chordata; Actinopteri; Clupeiformes; Engraulidae. The transcript has 2 exons.